Messenger RNA from Cucurbitaria berberidis CBS 394.84, 2745 nucleotides. RefSeq lists its product as uncharacterized. Gene Ontology annotation, cellular component: cytoplasm. Gene Ontology annotation, molecular function: transmembrane transporter activity; GTP binding; adenylosuccinate synthase activity. The transcript has 12 exons. Gene Ontology annotation, biological process: transmembrane transport; 'de novo' AMP biosynthetic process; IMP metabolic process. The record is from RefSeq and is a predicted model, not a curated record. Lineage: Eukaryota; Fungi; Ascomycota; Dothideomycetes; Pleosporales; Cucurbitariaceae. Bases 1 to 2745 code for a protein of 914 amino acids.
AUGUCGUUGACGGGGAUAGGCCAAGAGCGCAGCCCUGCUACGAUUGAGAAGGGAGAAAACAUCAUCUAUGGUGAAGCGAAUAGUAGUGAUCGAUCUACAGACGAAUUUACUUGGACGCAAGAGGAAGAGACACUGGUCCGUCGCAAGUUGGACAGGGUCAUCGUUCCCCUCACGACAUUUCUUUAUCUGUUAUGCUUUCUCGAUCGCGUCAAUGUCGGGAAUGCGCGUAUCCAGGGCAUGGGAAAAGAUCUUCAUUUAGUCGGAGUCCGCUUCAACUGGGUUACUUCGAUAUUCUACAUUGUCUACAUGUUUGUUGAGGUACCUAGCAACAUCCUCCUGAAGAGGAUUGGCCCGAAGUAUUACCUUCCCCUUCUGGUCGUUGGCUUUGGUUUCGUGUCUCUCUGCACCGCCUUUGUGCAUAGCUUCCAGGGACUAUUGGCCGCAAGAGCUAUGCUUGGCAUGUUUGAGGGUGGUGUUAUGCCCGGCCUGGCUUUUUUCAUUACUUGCUUCUACAAGCGCAACGAACUUUUGUUCCGCAUCGGUAUCUACGUCUCCGCGGCCUCCAUGGCAGGCGCUUUUGGUGGGCUCCUAGCUACGAUCCUCGCUCGCAUUCCUCCGUGGGGUAUCUCUUCUAUGGUCAUUCACACCUGGCGUAACAUCUUCUUCUUUGAGGGACUUUUCACCAUGCUUGUCGGCCUCGGUGCACCAUUUUUAAUGCCUCGAAGUCCCCAAGAGUGCUGGUUCUUAAACGAAAGAGAACGUAUGAUUGCCAUGCAGCGACUUGUUCUAAAAGGUGGAGGCGCCGAGGAUGAGAAAGUCGAAGUGCACCACGUCAAGAGGGCGGUAAUGAACGUAACUAACUACUUCUGCGCCCUGGGGUUCUUCUUCAUCAACAUCACUGUACAGGGUAUUUCACUAUUCAUGCCCACUAUUUUGAACGACCUUGGUUGGACUGCCACGAAGGCACAACUCUACUCCGUGCCUCCGUAUGUUUGCGCCUGUCUCGUUGCCGUUGGCAUAGCAUUCAUCUCGGAUAAGACCAAUCGCCGCGGUAUCUACCUCGCCAUCUUCACCCUUCCCGCCAUCGCUGGUUUCGCGAUUAUGCGAUGGGCAUCAAACCCUGACGUUCGAUACGGUGGUAUAUUCCUAAUCACACUCGGUGCUUUCCCUGGGGGUCCUGGCUUCCUCGCCUGGUCAGCAAAUAAUGCUGCCGGCCCCGCUGUGCGCUCGGUAUCUACUGCUUAUGUCGUAACCUUGGGCACCGCGGGUGGUAUCCUUGCAACCUGGACAUAUACCAGCAAGGAUGCGCCAAAGUACCCAACGGGCCACACAAUCAAUUUGUGUGGUCAGAUUUGCGUUCUAAUUCUCGCUUGCGGCGGUAUCGCUUAUUGCAAGUGGGAGAAUAGGCAGCGCGACCUAGGCAAGCGUGACCACCGUGUGAACGGAUUGAGUGAAGCACAGAUUAGAGGUUUAGGGUACAGACACCCUGAGUUCAGUACCCAAUGGGGCGACGAAGGCAAGGGCAAGCUCGCCGAUAUCCUCGCACACGAGUCACAAAUCUGCUGCCGCGCGCAGGGCGGUAACAAUGCGGGACACACGAUUGUCGCCAACGGCGUCACGUACGAUUUCCACAUCCUCCCAUCCGGCCUCGUGAACCCCAACUGCGUAAACCUCAUCGGAAGCGGCUGUGUGGUACAUGUACCGAGCUUCUUCAAGGAAUUGGAGGCUUUGGAAAAGCAUGGCUUGAAGACCGAGGGCAGGAUAUUCAUCUCAGACAGGGCUCACGUCGUGUUUGAUGUCCACCAGCUGGUAGAUGGUCUGGAGGAGGUGGAGCUGGGUGGAGGCUUUAUUGGCACCACCAGGAAGGGCAUCGGCCCAACUUACAGCACCAAGAUGACCAGGAGCGGUCUUCGCAUGUGCGAUCUCUUCGACGAGCACAUCUUCGAACAGAAGCUUAGGAGGCUCGCUAUGGGAUAUCAGAAGCGGUUUGGCGAUCUAUUGAAAUACGACCCAGAGGAAGAGAUUGCGAAGUUCAAGGUCCUGCGCGAAAGACUUGCUCCUUAUAUCGUCGAUCAGAUCCCAUUGUUGGCUUCGGCGAAGGAGAAGAAUACAAAGAUUCUGGUCGAAGGCGCAAAUGCGCUGAUGCUGGAUAUCGACUACGGAACCUAUCCCUUCGUCACGUCCUCUAACACAGGCCUCGGCGGCGUCAUCACAGGUCUCAGCCUGGGGUGGCGGUCAUUGAAGGAAGUAAUUGGGGUUGUGAAAGCUUACACGACCCGAGUCGGAUCCGGUCCCUUUCCCACUGAACAACUCAACGAACUUGGCGAGAAACUUCAGUCGGUCGGCCAUGAAGUCGGUGUCACGACAGGGCGUAAGCGACGCUGUGGCUGGCUCGAUCUCGUCGUGGUCAAGCACUCACACGCCUGCAAUGACUACACUGCUAUUAACCUGACUAAACUUGAUGUCCUAGACGACUUUGACGAGCUCAAGAUUGCGACAUCGUACUCCAUCAACGGCCAGCCGCUCGAGGGAUUCCCCUCCAACCCCGACGUCUUGUCACAGGUCGAGGUCCACUAUGAGACACUUCCUGGAUGGAAAAAGCCCACCACCGGCGCGAAGAGCUAUUACGACUUGCCCAAUCAGGCGCGGACAUAUAUCGAGUAUAUCGAGAAGUUUAUUGGCGUCAAGGUCAAGUGGAUUGGUGUUGGCCCAGCGCGCGAUCACAUGAUUUCCAGAUCUUCAUAA